AUGACUUUUAAGCUAUUUAAGGGGUCUAAGGGCCAAGAGAAACCGUUAGUCACAUUGGAUGGUGAGAAUGUAUCUCACUUGUUCGAACAGAACGAUGAAAACCUCAAUAAAGUGAGUUCUUUAAGUUUGCAACAGAUACGUCAGCGGCUAAAUUACAAGGAUGUAGGAUCGUAUCCAUUCUCAAGGCUAUUUGCAUGGCUACAAAUGUUCAUGGUAAGGAUCCUCAGGAUGGGUCCUGUUCCCAGACACUUGUCGUUUAUCAUGGAUGGGAACCGCCGUUAUGCAAAGAAAUUGGAUCAACCUGUGAAAGAGGGUCAUAGAGCCGGAGGCGCAACAUUAAUAGACAUCUUACAUAUCUGCAGAAGGUUGAAUGUGAGUAGUGUGAGUGCAUAUGCGUUCUCCAUUGAGAACUUCAAUAGAUCUCCUCAGGAAGUCGCGACUCUCAUGGAACUCUUGGGAUAUUAUAUCGAUCAGUUUACUGAACGUGCAACAAAUGCUAAGGAUGAGUUGUACGGAAUUAGACUAAGAGUCGUAGGAGAUCUUUCAUUAUUGAGUGAAGAGUUGCUCAAGAAGAUUCGUAACGCAGAGAAAUUGACUCGUGAUGGACAAGAGUUCGUGUUGUACCUUGCCUUGCCCUACACAUCGCGUAACGAUAUUGCACAUUCUAUGCAGGUUACCACCGACAAAUGCAUCAAUUCUAACGAGGAUAUCACAGAACAAGCCUUGACUGAUAACAUGUAUUUCGAACAGUACUCCAAUAAAUGUGAUCUAUUGAUUAGAACAAGUGGACACACAAGGUUGUCAGAUUAUAUGCUAUGGCAGGUCCAUGAAGGUAGUAUUAUCGAGUUUGUCGACUGUCUAUGGCCAGAUUUUAAUUUCUGGAGGCUAUAUUGGAUAAUGUUGAAGUGGAGUUUCUACCAAACUUGGCAAAACGCCAGUCAGUUGCCAGAUCCUGUUCGUACUAGAACUCGCGUGUUUCCAAAAAUAUCUGGAGCUCUACCGAUUGAAACUUUGAAAAGAACUAAACGUGUUGCACUAGACUCUUUACCUGCCGCACCAUUGGCCGUUUCCGUUGACCGGAAAUGA
Kluyveromyces lactis is the source of this 1086-nucleotide messenger RNA. It is a transcript of the gene SRT1, whose product is annotated as ditrans,polycis-polyprenyl diphosphate synthase. Gene Ontology annotation, molecular function: ditrans,polycis-polyprenyl diphosphate synthase [(2E,6E)-farnesyl diphosphate specific] activity. NCBI's taxonomy places the organism in Eukaryota, Fungi, Ascomycota, Saccharomycetes, Saccharomycetales, Saccharomycetaceae. The coding region runs from base 1 to 1086 and encodes 361 amino acids. The transcript has a single exon. Gene Ontology annotation, cellular component: endoplasmic reticulum; lipid droplet; dehydrodolichyl diphosphate synthase complex. The record is from RefSeq and is a predicted model, not a curated record.